Messenger RNA from Aspergillus lentulus, 2439 nucleotides. It is a transcript of the gene sip5, whose product is annotated as Sip5p. NCBI's taxonomy places the organism in Eukaryota, Fungi, Ascomycota, Eurotiomycetes, Eurotiales, Aspergillaceae. The record is from RefSeq and is a predicted model, not a curated record. Gene Ontology annotation, cellular component: cytoplasm.
AUGGGUAAUUCGCAAACUAAAGAAUCCCGUCCUCCUCUCAGUUCUUCCAAUCGCCGAAGUCAUCAAUGGGGUUCCUCUAGCAGUCACGGGAGAUCGCCGUACAGCGACCGGCAUCAUGCGGAAAGUUCCAGGUCUCGAGGUAGUAGACCAGACCUAUCUAUCCUUGGAAUCGGUGGGAGUUCCGAGAGGGAUGUGGCCACUCUUGAGCAUCGGAGAGAGACAAAGCAGGAGCGAGAAGCUCGUCGGCUAGAAAAGGAGCGGGCAGCUCGGGUCAAAGAACGAGAGCGUAGCAUGAGGGAAGAGCAUGUCGAUGGCGGUUAUCUGGUUACGCAGGGCGUAUACGUGGGCACUGAGGAUUUCAAUAAAGCAGUAACUCGGCAACUGAUGAUUGAGCGGAGACUCGCGCCGUUUUGGAGAGGACUGAAUGAUUUCUCGGAGUCGUGGACUGAGCAUCAACUGAUGGCAGCAGCGCGUGGCCUGCCAAUACCGCCACCAGACGAGAUUCCCCCGGAGCUGGAAUAUAAGAACCCGCCGAAAUUGACCGAAGAUGGGAAGGAGUCCAGCAUUCAACACUUGAUGGUGCCAAUUACGUCAAGGUCGCAAUCCUACGGGUCGGAAGCCUCGCAAUCAUCAACCCCGGCGCAUUCUCUGCCAACGCCCGUCUCUCCCAUAGCUUCCGGUACGUCGACCUCACCGUUGUUUCGAAGCCGGGCGAAAACCUUGGCUUCACUCACCACAUCCAAGCUUGGUUCUCAGAUCGAUUCGACGCCUAAGGAGAUACAUCUACCUAAAGACCCAUUUGUCAAUGGGCAGCCAAUAGAAGCAUAUCUUUAUAAAGAUGCAACCGAAUGUCCGAUAUGCUUCUUAUACUAUCCCCCUUACCUUAACCGCACGAGGUGUUGCGACCAGCCUAUCUGUUCGGAAUGCUUCGUUCAAAUUAAGCGGCCCGAUCCACAUCCGCCUGAACACGGAGAAGCGGAACCCAAUGCCACCACCACGGAGGGCGAUCGUCAGGACAAUCAAGACUGCCAACUAGUAUCUGAGCCUGCUGCAUGUCCAUUUUGUGUACAACCCGAAUUCGGAGUCACAUACAGUCCUCCACCGUUCCGCAGAGGGCUCGUUUACGCAACAGAUCCUACACUUCGGCCCAACUUUGCUUCUCCAGUGUCCUCGACGUCGUCUUUAGCUUCGGCCAAUGCGCCUCCAGGGACGGGUCGUCGGCGCGCUACCUCGCUGUCUGCCAAUGACCCUACGGUCAUCACGACAGACAGAGUUCGUCCUGAUUGGGCUCAAAAACUAGCGAAUGCCCGGGCUCAUGCUGCGCGAAGAUCCGCCGCGGCCACGGCUCUGCAUACCGCUGCAUAUUUAAUGAAUUCUAACGCAUCGGGGAAUGAAAGCAGAAAUUUCGGUCUUGGACGAAGAGGCGUAAUGCGGAGAGCUGGUCAAUCGGAGACUCCGAGCGCCUCGAGCCGCUCAGGCUCCCCAGCUCUACAGGCGCUUGCCUUUCUGACCGACAGACGUGCACCGGGACAUGAAACAGACUCCGCAGAAGAAGGCGCAGGGAAUCUAGCACCGCCUCGUAACAGCUCGAGACGGAACCGUAUUGAUGAUCUCGAAGAGAUGAUGAUGAUGGAAGCGAUCAGACUGAGCUUGGCUAGCGAGGAAGAGAGGCGCAAAAAGGCCGAGAAAGAGGCCAGGAAAGAAGCAAAGCGGCGCGAGAAGGAAAGCAAAAAGGCAGAGAAGGCUGCGCGCAAGCAUGGGUUCUACAGCAACAAUGCUAGCAGCUCCGCGUUGGACGUUCCUUCCGAUGCCCGACUUGGAAGGGUCACGAGCAGCUCCUCCUCGAUAACUGGCGAGGAUGCAUCUCCAGGCAAGGGUAAGGAAGUGGAUCGCGCAUCGCCAUCUGCUACCGCUGCUUCCUCGCAGUCAAGUACCGAAAUCGCCUCUGAUUCUAUGACCAUCAACCCGCACCCAAACGUGGUGGAACAUGGAUCAAGCGCGCAGUCUUCGAUGGCUCAGCCCUCGCCGCGCGAGCCGCCAAAACCAUCGCAUCUGCGUCAGGUAUCCAGUGCAUCCUCAUCAUUCUCAUCACUUGUUGAGUCAACGGGAGAAGAUCACAGUGGGCCUUACGAUGGCAAUGCUUCGUCCACCGAGCCGCUGUUCAACUUCCGCAGCUUAGCUGCUGUUAUCGGAGAUGAAGACAAAGGCGAUGAAACUGCAGAGCAUGUGGAAGAUACUUCAUCAAAACCGAGCGCCGAGGGGUCUGCUUCCAGCGCUGCGCCUGUGGCCGAUGAGAUGCCUGGCCACUCCACUGCGCCUGCUGACCCGAUAGCUGUGGGAACCGUCGCAGAGGACCGGGACUGCUUGAUGCCCAAGGAACUCGAGACUCGGUCGGUGGAGAUUACCAGCGCCACGCGAAAUGCCGAGGCAACAACUUGA